Nanorana parkeri is the source of this 396-nucleotide messenger RNA. It is a transcript of the gene KLHDC4, whose product is annotated as kelch domain containing 4. The transcript is spliced from 3 exons. NCBI's taxonomy places the organism in Eukaryota, Metazoa, Chordata, Amphibia, Anura, Dicroglossidae. The record is from RefSeq and is a predicted model, not a curated record. The coding region runs from base 88 to 396 and encodes 102 amino acids.
GGCCGUGAUGUCAUCUCCCGGACCUCUUGUCGCACAACGCUGACGUCAUCCUGGGCCCCGUGCACCCCGGUGUGGAGGAGCUGAACCAUGGGGAAGAAAGGGAAGAAGGAGAAGAAGGUGAAGGGGGCGGAAAAGACGGCCGCCAAGAUGGAGAAGAAAGUCUCCAAGAGGUCCAAGAAGGAGGAGGAGGAUCUGGAGGCUCUGAUUGCCGAGUUCCAGUCUCUGGAUGCCAAGAAGACUCAGGUGUUGGAAACGGCAUGUGCUCCGCCCAGCCCCAGGCUGAACUCCUCGCUCACCUCUCACCCCGACAAGGAUGAGCUGAUUCUCUUUGGAGGUGAAUAUUUCAAUGGCCAAAAAGUACAGUAUUCCUUUAUUCCUUCUUAUCAGUCGUCAUAG